AUGGUUCUCCGCUGGUUCCUUGUGGCCAUCCUGGCCCCUGUGGGCCAGGCCCUUCAGCAAUCGCCAGACACAGUUGUCCGAGUGGGCGACUCUGUGACUCUGAACUGUUCCCAAGAGGGGAAUGCAUUCUCGAACAUGUACUGGUACAAGUUGCCCAUGGGGAAGGAUGCCACUCUGCAGUUGGUUGUACACUCAGUGGAAGGUGGCAAGGCAGAUAUUGAGAAGGAAUUCAGAAACCACUUCCAGAGUAAUGGGACUAAGGACUACUGCUUAUCUGUGAAGAUAGAUCAUGCCCUACUCAAUGACUCAGGCACAUAUUUCUGUGCUGAGAAGGACCCACAAUUGUACUUCGGCAGUGGGACAAAACUCACAGUCCUAGGGAAGAACGAUGAAAUCAUACCUCCAGCUGUGGCCAUCUUUUCCCCAUCAAAGCAAGAGAUCCAACAGAAGAGCAAGGCCACCCUGGUAUGCCUGGCCUCUGAUUUCUACCCUGACCACCUGAAUCUGGUCUGGAAGGUGAAUGGUGCUAAGAGGACAGAGGGGGUGGGGACAGAUGAGUUUUCCACAUGGAAUGGGAGUACCUACUCAUUGACCAGCCGACUGAGGAUCUCAGCCCAGGAAUGGUUCAACCCUUUGAAUCGUUUUGAGUGUGUUGCCAAUUUUUUUAAGAAUGGAACGCUGGAAUCAAUGCACAAAUUAAUCUACGGUGAUGGUGGUUGUGCACUCACGGAAGAAAACUAUCAGAGAAGUGCUACAGCUGAGAAGUUUGUAUACAUCAUGCUUAUUUUCAAAAGCAUUUUGUAUGGGAUGUUUGUGAUGGGGCUGAUGCUUAGGUCCAAGGAGAGGAACAGAGUUCUAGUCUAUAUACAUUUGUCCUAA
Molecule: messenger RNA, 879 nt
Organism: Gavia stellata (red-throated loon)
Lineage: Eukaryota; Metazoa; Chordata; Aves; Gaviiformes; Gaviidae
Product: T cell receptor beta constant 2
Exons: 6
Coding region: 1-879 (292 amino acids)
Source: RefSeq, a predicted model, not a curated record